Messenger RNA from Zea mays, 890 nucleotides. Its product is annotated as NDR1/HIN1-like 25. Bases 127 to 753 code for a protein of 208 amino acids. The transcript has a single exon. Lineage: Eukaryota; Viridiplantae; Streptophyta; Magnoliopsida; Poales; Poaceae. Gene Ontology annotation, cellular component: plasma membrane. The record is from RefSeq and is marked provisional. Gene Ontology annotation, biological process: defense response to other organism.
CCGCCACCCGUCGACGCCGGCCUCUCUCCUCACCCGCUCGGAGAGUCGGAGCCCGGCGGCCGGAGGGCGACGUCGUCCCUAAUAAAUACUAAUAAUUUAUCACUAUACAUAACCAAUAUAUAAGCCAUGGGCAAGCGCAGCGUCCCUCGGUACCCUGAGGACGAGGACAAAGGCGGCUGCUGCGGCUGCCUGUGCUGGUGCUGCUGCUUCCUGUUGUUCAUCGUGGCGGCGCUGGCCGGCACGGCCGCCUACUUCUUCUUCGUGUACAAGCCCAAGGCGCCGUCCUACUCCGUGAGCAACAUGUCCGUCUCGCAGUUCGACUUCAGCACCUCCGACCUGACGCUGUACGUCAAGCUCACCGCCUCCGUGCGCGCCGAGAACCCCAACGAGAUGAUCACCAUCAGGUACGGCGAGGGCUCCCACACCGUGGUCUCCUACCGCGGCACGCCGCUGUGCUCCGGGAAGCUCCCGGCCUUCUUCCAGGGCUACAAGAACGUCACCGUCAUGGACAUCUCCAUGGAGGGCCGCCACGGCUUCGGGUCGGGGCUCCAGCAGGCGCUAGAGGAGAGCGAGAAGGCCGGGGACAUCCCGCUCGACAUCUUCGUCAGCGUCCCCGUGGAGCUGCAGCUCGGCUCCGUCGACCUCCGCCAGAUUAAAGUCAACGUGCACUGCGCGCUCGUCCUCGAUAGCAUCUCGCCCAAGAAGAAACCCAACAUAAAGUCCGCAACCUACCAGGCCAACGUAGAGUUUUGAUUCACAAUUGGGUCGGAGUUGAUCAGUCCAGGCCAGGGACAUAUGUAUGCUUAUUAUUCGUCUGUAUGUACUGAUUGCUCGGUCGCUAAUAUAUUCAGUGGAGCUGGGAAGAUCUACAUUAAAUCACAUUCCAUUCC